Molecule: messenger RNA, 684 nt
Organism: Pundamilia nyererei
Lineage: Eukaryota; Metazoa; Chordata; Actinopteri; Cichliformes; Cichlidae
Product: hemicentin-2-like
Exons: 4
Source: RefSeq, a predicted model, not a curated record
UCAGUGCUGGGUGCACUCUCUGCUGCAGGUGAAGUUUUUGUUGCAAAAGUCGGGGGUAAAGUCACAUUGAAGUGUGGGGUCAGCAGCUACACACGCUCUCUGCAGUGGUAUCAUGGAAAUGACCUUCUUCAUAGUGUUGAUCAGAGAGGCUUCCCUCGCAAAGGCAGUGGUGAUCUUGCACAGAGGUCAGUCGUGAGACAGACGAAUCUGGAAAUCUACAGUGUGAGAGAAACAGAUGCUGGACAGUUCACAUGUUCGGCAGAUGGGACACGUCAUGAACAUUCACUUUCUGUGUUCUCAGUGUCGGUCUCUGUCACUCCCUCUGCUGAUCUCCUGCUGGGCAGCGAGGCAACGCUCCAGUGUGACGUGAAAGGUGUCAUUGAAGGUUGUGAAGUGAAGUGGAGGAGCCCAAAUGUAGAUUCACCCGAGUGGUCACCAACAGCUCAACUCAAACCUGUAACAAGCUCACAUAAUGGGACCUGGCAGUGUAUCAUCACCUGUGGCAGCAAUCAGCUUAGUGAGCAUCUGACCAUCACAGUCCAAGAGCCGCCUCCUACAACAUCAACAACAACAGCUUCACUGUGCAGCUCGAAGGAUAGCCCAAAGACCACCUUUGCCAUUGUGUGCUCAGUUUUGCUUUCUUACUUCCUGCUGUGAUUAAUAAAUAAUUGUUUUUAUGUCAAA